AUGUGCUCAGAGACCUCCAUCUUCCAGUUCUUCGCUUCAAAGUGCUUCCUUUUGACGCUUGGUUUGGUGAUUAUCCAAACAUGCGGUUCGGAUACAUCCUUGCAAGUUAUGUACGAUAGACUUGAGCAGUUUAAUGGCUCAGAAUAUUUAGAUGCAAGUAAAUUGCGAAUUCGCAAAUUCAACCGAACUAUGUCCGUAUUGGACGGAGAAUUUGAACUGUUUCAUGAUCUAGACGACAAUUUUGCAUUCACGCUGGUACUGUCGUACAGUGUACUGGGAAACAAUCAGUUCAUCCGUUCACCAUUCCGAAUUCCAUUGCAAAAGUUCUGCCGGUUUCUCAACACAACCUACAGAGACUAUCGGGAGUUUUAUCGGAACACCACCAAUUUUCCCGAUGCCGGAACGUGUCCGUGGCCGGCACAGAUGUACUACAUCAAGAAUAAAGUCUUGGACGCCAAUUUAAUCAAUAAGUAUUUUCGGCCAGGUCUCUGGAAGGUGGACAUAUUGGUUUACAAAGCCAAAGAAAGCUUUGCUAUAUUCGCAACGGAAUUAUUUUUCAAAGUUGUACGAGGCGACAUGUCAUAG
This is a messenger RNA of Anopheles cruzii, 585 nucleotides long. RefSeq lists its product as uncharacterized. NCBI's taxonomy places the organism in Eukaryota, Metazoa, Arthropoda, Insecta, Diptera, Culicidae. The record is from RefSeq and is a predicted model, not a curated record. Bases 1 to 585 code for a protein of 194 amino acids. The transcript has 2 exons.